Molecule: messenger RNA, 6805 nt
Organism: Exophiala mesophila
Lineage: Eukaryota; Fungi; Ascomycota; Eurotiomycetes; Chaetothyriales; Herpotrichiellaceae
Exons: 3
Coding region: 630-6290 (1886 amino acids)
Biological process (GO): protein polyubiquitination; proteasome-mediated ubiquitin-dependent protein catabolic process
Cellular component (GO): nuclear speck
Molecular function (GO): ubiquitin protein ligase activity
Source: RefSeq, a predicted model, not a curated record
CUCACCUUCACCACCUGUUACUUUAUCCCGCCUGUCCCAUCACACAACAUCUCAUCCUAUGCGGCUUUGCUCUUGCUAUUAACGUACUGCAUCCUGUCUUUAAUCCGCUUCAGUCACUCCCUUGCGGCCGGUCCUUCGAUGGCGGGUUAAAGCAUGGCACAUCUGCCCCCUCCAUCAUCCAGUUCGACGACGAAGCAUCCGCACUCUCAACCUCACCCUCAUCCGCAAUUACAACCACAACCACACUCGCACCUUCACCUGCCACCCUCCGCCCGCCAACAUCGUCCAGCAUCAGGCGCUCCUGCCAACUUGACUGAACCUGAUUUCCACAAUCUUCUGCCUGUCUCAAAUCCAUCUUCUUCACCUCCGCCUUCUCACAACCCAAGGUAUAUUAAAUACCCUCUUCACUUGAUCUUGCUUUGUCUUCAACCUUGCCUGCCACUUAUCCCUUUCACUGCAACACCCUCCUCCCUCUGCAGUUUCCAUCUCCUCACACCUGCAACCAUAGCCUCUGCUUUGCAUCCCUUCCAUUCUUGUCCUCUUUCAUAAUCUAGAUACGCUCAUCUCCUGUCGAUCCUCGCUCGCUUUUUCUAUUCCUCUUGCCUUGCCAUUUGAUCGAUCUCUCGCUCAUGUCCCGCAGAGUCACUCGCUCUUCUGCGAGGCUCGCAGCAGAGUCUGCCGCUUCCACCACGCCUCCUGAUCCGGCCCCUCUCCUACAUUCUGCUCCACAGCCCUCGAGAAAGCGGAAGGCCCCCGGCCGGCAGUCCUCCAGCCCCAACCUACGCACCGACGACCAGUCCCCUCCCUCGUCUGGUCCGCCUGGAAAGAAGCAAAAGACUUCGGAAGUCAUUCCUCCACAAUCAACAUCUUCUCUUCCUUCAACCCGUUCCACUCGAAGAAAGCCUGCCAACGACCAAGCGGUCAUGUCUAACAAUGGGUCCUCUUCGAAAUAUACAGAUGAAUCUUCAAAGCAGGCACAGUCCAAAUCAACAUCGAGGCGUCCUUCCGGUGGCAAUGGCAAGAAGACACAGCCAGAAUAUUCGCCUCCGUCACAGCCUGCCUCUAACCGUCGAGCGAAGAAGCGUCCCUCGAGGAGAGAACAAGAUCCCACCAUAAAGGAAGACGAUGAUGCAGGCGAAAAGGCAUCGAAUCGAGAGAAGGAAGCCAGUCCUUCUCCCGCUCAGUCACAAAGCGACAGCAACGAUGGAGAUGACCACAGCGCUAUGGACGAAGACGAUGUUCCAGACCCCUUUGCUGCCGCCCUUUUUGGCUCAGGCCGUGGUGGCCAUUCCUCAGGUCUUUCCAGCACCCUUCGAGCCCUGAGUGGGAUGAUGAGUGGCAUGUCCUCCAGACUGAGGGAUAUCUUGACAAAUUUACGUCAAGUCGAUAAUCCCACCAUGCAAAUGCUCGCUCUUGAAGAGCUCUCUAACCUACUCCUCGUUUCCAACGAAGAUAAUCUCUCGGGUCAAUUCUCUCCGGAUCCAUAUGUCAAGGAGUUGGUCGCUCUUAUGCAGCCAAAUCCCAUUACCGGCGAAGAGAAUCCCGAAAUGAUGCUGCUCGCCUGUCGAUGCAUUGCCAAUCUCAUGGAGGCUCUCAGAGGUUCUGUUGCAAACGUUGUCUAUGGUGGUGCAGUCCCCGUCCUCUGCCAAAAGCUCCUUGAUAUCCAGUACAUCGACGUUGCCGAGCAGGCCUUGAGCACGUUGUCAAAAGUCUCGAUCGACUUUCCUGCUUCCAUCGUCCGCGAGGGCGGCCUGACCGCUUGCCUGCAGUUUCUUGACUUUUUCGCCACUGGGACACAGCGUACCGCAGUCACGACCGCUGCAAAUUGUUGCCGCAAUAUCCCCCACGAUUCCUUCCCCGUCAUUCGAGACGUCAUGCCUAUUCUGCUCAACGUGCUCUCCAGCCACGACCAAAAGGUUGUCGAGCAGGGUUGUUUGUGCGUCACACGAGUCAUUGAUAGCUUCAAACGCAGUCCUGAGAAGCUCGAGCAGCUGGUGGACCCCCCACUCCUCAGAGCCGUCUUGGGCCUCCUCCUGCCUGGCACUACCAAUCUAAUCGGAGCAAACAUUCACACCGAAUUCCUUAGAGUUCUCGGCAUUGUCGCUAGUGCCAGCCCCCGCCUGGCCGCCGAGUUGCUCAAGAUGAACGUCGUAGAUACCUUGUACCAAAUCCUCACUGGCGUGUCUCCGCCUUCUGACACAUCUGAUGCCGCGUCCAAGAUUGACAGCGUCGUUAUUAUGCAAGCGCUUAUCCAUCGGCCACGGGAACAAAUUUACGAGACCUUGAAUGUCAUCUGCCAACUAUUGCCGCCACCUCAGAUCAAUCGAGAUCUUGACCACGAGCUCUACGAAGACCUCGACGAUGGCGUGUCCGAUGAGGUCGAUGAGUCGAGUGGUGAACCCGUCUCACGAGCCACCAAGAGAAUGGAGUUACUCCAAGGCUGCAAAGCUGAAACUCGUCGAUUUGCCAUGAUUCUGAUGCCAACUUUGACUGAUGCAUAUUCCAGCACUGUCAACCUCAAUGUCAGAAAAAAGGUCCUAAUCGCACAUCUCAAGAUCCUCUCCAACCUUGAGAUCUCCGUCAUCGAAGAAGCACUUCGACCUGUUCCGUAUGCUUCAUUCCUCGCAUCAAUUCUGUCCCAAGAGGAUCACCCGAGCCUGGUGGUAUUCGCCUUGGAAGCCUCGGAACUGUUGUUCGAAAGACUCGAGGAUAUUUAUCAAUACCAGUUCCAUCGCGAGGGUGUCAUUGGCGAGAUUAAGAAGCUCGCCAAUCGACCCUUGGGACGCUUUCGGAGCACGUCUCCGGCCACCGAGCUUGUUCGCAGCGAAACAAAUCGUUCAGGGCAAGAGAGAGAGGAGCUUGCAAUCAGCCAGUCAAAACCAUCUGGUAGUAGCCGACACCGAAAUACUGAACGCGGAGGCGAAGAAGACGAAGAGGAAGAAGAAGACGAAGAAGAAGAAGAGGAGGAAGUCAUUGAUGAUGACAUUGAAGUCGAUGAGGAUGAUGACCAUGACAACGAAGACCUCCAUGAUGACGAGGAUGAGAUCGAAGAUGAUAUUGACGAUCGACACGUUCACGACCUCGAUGACUCUCAAAGCUCGGAUUCUUCUGAAGAUGAGGCGCCUCCUUCUCCAUUAGCGAUUGCUGGCAUCGCUGAUCUCGUGGUGCUACGGGCAAAGAAGUUUUUGGAGAAGCAUGACACAAAGAAGGGCCGAGAGUUCAAAGAGAAGGCCAGACUUAUUCGCGAGGAUCUUCUCCAGCUUGCCCAAGACAUUGAGACAUUCUACCAUAGCUCAGCUGAUGUCGAAGCUGGCGGGCCCUUGUUCGCGCGUCUUGCAGGUUAUUUCGACGGCGAUGCAUUGGAGAGUAUCACAAGUUCAGAGCUCCUCGACUCCGGAAUCAUUCGCACUCUGCUCCAAGUUCUACCUGAUGGCGCCGAAAAGGUAUGCACUGCCGCCCGAGCCGACUUUGUGACUGCUUUCCUGGAAUCAACCAAUCAGAGCAACAUCAAAACCACAUCAUCCACUCCAACUCAUUUUAGUGUCCUCAUUCAGAAACUUCAGGAUUUGUUGAGCCGAGCUGAACAUUUCGAAGUUCUGACCGUGAACAAUAAUGCUUCUGAGAAUAGCCGAAGCAGUUCCACGUCAAUGCUUUCGCGGCAAAUUCGACUGAGACUCUCCGCAGACGGAGACAGUGACAUUCCUGCUACCUACCGCGAGAUGAUCGUUUCGAUUCAUGCGAUUGCAACCUUCAAGGCCCUCGAUGACUACCUGCGCCCACACUUCAUUCCUUCAGACCGUCCAGCCUCUGCCCAGCGCCGUCGCGACAUGUUGCAGCAGAUUGCCAAUGCUCGACUGGCCCAUUUGGCGGGGGCCGCUGAGUCAGGAUUGCUUUCGCCUUUUGGGCAAGAUCUAGGUGCGCCCGCAACGCCGCCUGCUGGUUCACGGUCCGCAUCUCGACUGUCGUCUCGGAACAAGCAACGUUCCCAAGAAACACCACCUUCGGAGAAGAAGGCGGACGAGACACCCGAGAGGAAACGUUCUUCUCGACGUACGCAAGCGUCUUCCACAAGUCUUCCACCAGCUGCCGCUCCAGAACCAAGUACAGAAGCUUCCGGCGAGAAACUGGAGUGUGCCGAUGAAAAGCCUCUGGAAGAUGAAAACAUGCCAGAAGGAGAAAACGAUGGUGCCCUCGAAGCUUUUGUUGACGGUCUCGAAGAAGACGUUUCUGACGAUGACUCUCCUGAGCCAGGUGCCGUCAACAUGGAAAUUGGGACGAGCGGAAAGGUGACAGCUCGCAAAGAAGAUGGCACUCGGGUUUUCACGCCUCAACCCGGGACGCCAGUAGCUGCAGGCACUCGACCACCCUCCUCUGGCCAGUCCCCAGGAGUGUCUCCAGCCCCGUUGGCAAGCACGUCCAGUGGUGGCAGGCAGUCAUACGCUAGUGCAUUGUCCUCAGUGCCGCAGGAUUGGCAUGUUGAAUUCAGUAUUGAUGGAAAGAUCAUCCCGAACAAUACCACCAUAUAUCGCGCUGUUCAUCACAAUCGAGAUCAGCCUCAGGAUCCAAUGGCCAGGAGCGUUUGGUCCGGCGUUCAUACUAUCAAGUUCAAGAAAGUCCGAGGACCUCCUCCUAAAACAUCAAACUUUCCUACUGGGAAUGAGACGGUGAAGCCCGAGUCUCGUGACGGACUACCAGCGUCCCUCGAUGGUCACCCUGUGACAUCGUCGAUUCUCUCUCUACUGCGCAUUCUCCACGAAUUGAACGCCAACCUUGAUGAAGUUAGGGAAAACAUUGGGCGGUCCGAUCUCAAGCUUUAUCAGGAGCCUCUAGCCUCUUUCAUCAACACUAAACUGACGGCGAAGAUGAAUCGCCAGCUUGAAGAACCCUUAAUCGUCGCGAGCAACUGCUUACCUGACUGGAGCGAGGACCUUGCUCGGUCCUUUCCCUUCCUAUUUCCCUUCGAGACCCGCCAUCUGUUUUUGCAGUGCACAUCUUUUGGCUACUCCCGUUCGAUGAUUCGCUGGCAGAAUACACAGUCGGAAAGCGAUGAUCGACGAGACCGUCGUCGAGAUGAGCGCCCCAUGCUUGGCCGUCCACAGCGCCAAAAGGUUCGAAUCUCUCGUACCCGUAUACUGGAGUCUGCUAUGAAAGUAAUGGACAUGUACGGAGCAUCCCCAAGUGUCCUCGAGGUUGAAUAUUUCGAAGAAGUUGGCACUGGCUUGGGUCCGACUCUUGAAUUCUAUUCGAGUGUUUCUAAGGAAUUCUCCAAGAAGAAGCUCAAGAUGUGGCGCGAAAACGAUUCUGCGGAUAAGGACCAGUUUGCCUUUGGCAAGAACGGCUUGUUUCCCGCUCCAAUGAGUGAAGCUGAGGCACACAGUGAAGCUGGCAAGAAGCUUUUGCUCCUUUUCAAAGGCCUGGGCAAGUUUGUCGCUCGAUCAAUGCUGGAUUCAAGGAUCAUUGACGUCUCGUUCAAUGCGACGUUCUUCAAGGUUGGCAGCUUUUCCAUCAAGCCUACAAUCGGCCUGCUCCGCUCGGUUGACCAGGAUCUUGCAAACUCCCUAUCUCAACUUCAGCAAUAUAUCAAAGCCAAAGCUAAGAUCCAGUCGGAUGCAUCUCUGACCAAAGCUGAAAAGAUUGAAGGUAUUGCAAACCUCACCAUUCAAGGAGCUCGUGUUGAGGACCUCAUGCUCGACUUCACUCUGCCUGGCUAUCCGCAUAUUGAGCUGUUGGAGGAUGGCGCCGAAACCGUUGUCACGGGGGAUAAUGUUCAGGAUUACGUUGACAAGGUACUCGACCUCAGUCUGAAUACUGGAGUUCGUCGACAAAUCGAGGCAUUCCAAAGUGGAUUCUCACAAGUUUUUGCCUUUUCGACAUUGACAGCAUUCACGCCCAACGAAUUAGUGAUGCUGUUUGGAAGGAAUGACGAAGAUUGGUCCAUCGAGACCCUGACAGAUUCGGUAAAGGCUGAUCAUGGCUACAACAUGGACAGCAAGAGCGUCAAAAACCUCCUCACUUGCAUGUCAGAGCUCACGCAAGCACAGCGCCGAGACUUCUUACAGUUUGUGACAGGGAGCCCGAAACUUCCCAUUGGAGGUUUCAAGAGCCUGACGCCCAUGUUCACGGUUGUCUGCAAACCUAGUGAACCACCAUACUCGUCAGACGAUUAUUUGCCCAGCGUUAUGACGUGUGUCAACUACCUAAAACUGCCCGAUUAUACCUCAGAGGAGGUUUUGAAGGAGAGACUUUUCGUUGCUAUUCGCGAAGGACAAGGCUCUUUCCACCUAUCUUGAAACCUUGAAAACGAUCAGCCGGCAGUAAAGUAGCAGAACAGCUAGAGGGAUGCUCUUAAUUGUCCAGAUAUAUGGACAUGACACAAUCUUCUGGGGCAAAGGAAGUCGUGAAGUGAGGGGCAACAGUCCAAUUUCGGAGUUUGAAGAUGGAUUGCGCUGCAUGGCUUGGGAAGUCGAGUCAUUGGGCAUUGUCUGCGGGGGAGUUGGGUCUGGCGGAGAAAAUGGUACUGAUACAAGGAUCAGCAGAAGCCUGUGACUAUGUAUCUGGUGGUGAUGGGCCGAUGUGAGUUUGUUUGGUACCUACUGACGACGGGCAUUAUGAAGGCCGAAACGACCGACCCAUGAAGUCGAGGAAUCGAAACGGCGGACGGUCCUGGCAGGCUUUCACUUACCACCCAACGUAUGAAUAAUGGCACAAAUUGACGUCAUUGAUUUCGAGCUACCAAGUAGACACGAAGAAACUACAGUAUGUAGUCCAUAAUAACGAUUCGACCAUAGAAGUAUUUAAUCAGGUA